AUGGCGUCAAUUUACUGCUGCAAAGAGUGCGGAACCAAUCUAAAUCUUCACUCCACCUACCUCUACCCGCCGGAUUUCUACUUCGAGGCCGGCAACAAAGGCACCCUCUCGUUUUCCGCAAUCGAUUCCUCCAAAUUCAAGUUUGAUAAAGAAGACAAAAUUCGGCCCUUUUUUGAGACUGUUAAUUACUGGGGAAUCCAAAGGAAACGUACCAAAAUCAAGUGCAAUAGCUGCGGAAAGCUCGUCGGGUAUAUUUACGAUGAUGGGGCGCCGAUGACGGAUAGUCCGGGUCAGUUCCAUAUGGGCCCGAGUCAGGUUGUGCCUAGAAACCCUAGUGCUUGUAUUAACACACAACAUAUGCAAGAAAAAUCUUUUGCAAAUCUUCCACAUACCAGAUCUUUGAUUAGAAGCAAUUGA
Messenger RNA from Fraxinus pennsylvanica, 417 nucleotides. NCBI's taxonomy places the organism in Eukaryota, Viridiplantae, Streptophyta, Magnoliopsida, Lamiales, Oleaceae. The record is from the annotation of a GenBank genome assembly.